GUCAAGUGGGCCGGGCCAGACGGCCAUCUCUUUCAAACCUACACUCUCCUCACCAUUGCGCGCCGCGACUUGUGCGACGGCCUGCCAUCUUGGGGACGCCUACUGAGCCACAUGACGCCGACAACCACGCGCCGCAGCUUGGGCGGCGAGACCAAGCCGGACCCGUACGAGGUGCUGUACAACACGGCGGUGCAGGCGUUUGUGCGGCGCGACCACGCCAAGACGCAGGCGAGCCUGGAAAAGCUCCUCGCCCUCACGCGCAAGCUCCCGCGCGACAGCGCGGCAUGGCACGACCUGGCGGCUGCGGCGCCGAACGGCGAGACGGCCGCCGCCGAGGAGUGGGUGACCAAGACGCUCAAGCUCGCGAUCUCGGCCAACGCCUCGCUCUACUCGGACCCGCCUAAGGCGUUUCAGGCGAUGCCGCACCUCCUGCCCCCCGCCCCGCCGACGAUGAUGCUCGAGUACAUCCGCGACCUGUGCACCAAGACGUACGGGCAGGCGCUGCUGCCGCCGCAGCUCGUCAGCACGGUGCUGUUGGCCGCGUUGAAGCUGCGCCCGGCCGAGCCCGCCCUGGCGUUUGCCCACCAACUGGCAGAGGACUGGCUCACCGCCCUGCCAGACAAGUUUGUGCUGGCGAUCGCGCAGCCGCACCAGGGGGGAAACAGCGCGGCUGCGAGCGCGGCGCGCAAGCGUACAGACGCUGCGCGCGAAGGAUACCUCAAAGUCGUGGAGCUGUUCGUCGGCGAAGUGCUGGGCCGCGAGGGGGAGUGGGAGAUGGCGCGCGGUCUUCUCGAAGGCGAGAUGGUCAUGGGGUCCAAGAAGAAGGAAGUAUUGUAUCGCCACCUGCGGCAGUUGGAGCAGCAGCGCUCUGUGCCACCCUCGCCGAGCAGCUCUGGCUUCCUCCCCUCGCCUGCGAGCGACACGACGACUGGGGACGGGAAGCGGCGCAGCCGCGCACUCUCGGCGGCGUCGACGUCGUCGAGCGAAGCGACGGCGCGCCCCGCUGGCGGCGUCGCGGGCCCCAGCACGCGGCAAGUGAAGGGCAAGGAGCGUGCGCACGCGCACGAAAGCGAGGGCGGGGACUCGACGAUCCUGCCGCCCAAGUCGGAGGCGACGGCCGUGCCCACAAAGGUGUACGUGCACCACCCGCCGCGCGCGCCGACGCCGACGCCGCCGACGGACGAGCGCGCGCUGUGGCUGCGCACGACGAUGCGCCUGCUCCCCCCCACGCUUGCGCUGCGCUUGGAAGCGCUCGCCGCGAGCGGCUGGCUCGUCCCCGCCCUCCUUCCCAUUCCGGCUGCGAUUGUUAUUGCGCUCUUUGCGAUCCAGCGCCGCCGCCGCCGCGCCACCGGCCACGAGGUCAUGGGCGUGCGCGAGCGUCUCCGCCAGGUCCGCAUGCAUGGCCUCAGGCCGUGGCUUGCGUACUGGUUCCGCUGGUGGGUCGAGAAGCUCAAGGGCGUGUGGAACCUCGGCACGACUAUCACGUACAUGUAGGGUAAUGAAGGCGAGUGUGUGGCUGGAUGCGGGGGGUGCACUGAUGCAGCGUUGACACAGCGUGUGUUGACAGUGGCCCAUGGCCCAUGGCCCAUGGCCCCGUGGGCGUCCCGUACGCUUCUG
Molecule: messenger RNA, 1617 nt
Organism: Cutaneotrichosporon oleaginosum
Lineage: Eukaryota; Fungi; Basidiomycota; Tremellomycetes; Trichosporonales; Trichosporonaceae
Source: RefSeq, a predicted model, not a curated record